AUGGCCAGUAAAUCCCACAGACACCUAAAAACGCAGCCAUGCGACUUAGAAAUAACACCCUAUUCCCAGGUGGAUACGACCAUACGUAAAAUGGCUCUAAUGCGACUGACCGUGGGCCUCAUGACACUGGUCCACCCGGUCUACAUCUCCCCAUUCAACACGCAUCCGCUCCUAUUGGGCCAGGACCUUCUAAAUCGGUUUAAGCCCCUAAUAGACUACCAACGUCUAAAGAUCUGGACACAGGUCCGGGAGCCCUUGCCCAUCCCACGCCCGUUGGGCGAAAACCACCGCUACUCCAUAGACGCGCCGCCCACGAACGGCCCACAGCCCGCCGCGGCACAACCUGAAACCGAUCAGGGGACGCCCACAACCUGCGCGAACGCCACGCGCACGGCCCCCGACCUCGACAGUAGGCAGGGCAUCAAGAUUAGCCGCUGGUGCACCGGGCGUGCGGCUUACCUGUUGUUGCGAGGUACUUGGGAUAUCCACGGGUCCAGGGUUGGCUUGGAUGUCUCCGCAGAGCAGGAGGAGGAUGCAGCAAAAAGUUUUCAUUCGCCGCUCGACUCCGUCACGUACCACUGA
Knipowitschia caucasica is the source of this 582-nucleotide messenger RNA. The record is from the annotation of a GenBank genome assembly. Lineage: Eukaryota; Metazoa; Chordata; Actinopteri; Gobiiformes; Gobiidae.